Molecule: messenger RNA, 639 nt
Organism: Phragmites australis (common reed)
Lineage: Eukaryota; Viridiplantae; Streptophyta; Magnoliopsida; Poales; Poaceae
Exons: 2
Coding region: 1-639 (212 amino acids)
Source: RefSeq, a predicted model, not a curated record
AUGACGGGCUGUGAGACGUGCCCAGGCACCCAGCUAGGGGUCGGCAGCCGCCAGCCGGCACUGCAGCAGCCACCAGCCACUCAGCCAGCAGGGGGUCGGCACUCGGCAGACGGGCAGACCGCAGAGGCGCAGACGGGCGACGCUAGCAGGGGGUCGCCGGGUCGGAGCUCAGGGUGUCGGUACUCAGUCGCCGCCUCGCCGGUCGGGAUUCGCCGAUUCGGGUGGUUGGCAGGCGGCAGCGGCAGCUCGACGCACGGAUGCAGUGGCCGUCACCCGUCAGUCUGUGCCUCGGCGGCUCGACGCGGCGCCGCGGCGGCCGGCGCCCAGCUAGGGGUCAGCAGACGGCAGGUCCCGAGGUCCGCAGUCGCAGGUGGCGCCGUGGCGGCUCAGCGUGGCCACGAGGUGGGUCGGGCGUCGGGCGUCGGCGAGGCGACGAGCUACGGUUCGGCGCGCGGCGAGCUACCGUUCGGUGGUAGCGAUGUGACGGAGCUUGGCACUGGCGCACUGCGGCAACCGGCAGGGCCGCAGGGGGUCGGCGAGGCGGCAGGGGGUCAGGCGGUCGGCGGCUCAGCGGCCGGCGGCCCGGCGCAGGGAUUCUCAGAUAGUCAGAUGGGGAGUGGGAGGCUGGGAGCGCCGUGA